This is a messenger RNA of Sinocyclocheilus rhinocerous, 6978 nucleotides long. Its product is annotated as serine/threonine-protein kinase LMTK2-like. The coding region runs from base 449 to 4840 and encodes 1463 amino acids. The record is from RefSeq and is a predicted model, not a curated record. Gene Ontology annotation, molecular function: protein kinase activity; ATP binding. The transcript has 14 exons. NCBI's taxonomy places the organism in Eukaryota, Metazoa, Chordata, Actinopteri, Cypriniformes, Cyprinidae. Gene Ontology annotation, biological process: protein phosphorylation.
UCUGACAGUUCCACGGUUUCCUCCUAAUACAGGUUUAGCAUUGCUCGACAUAAUCGAAACCUGUUCUCUCUCAGUGCCAAAGACACGGCCGGUCAUCUGAACGCUGUCAGUUUCUGUCACCGCCGCGUGGAAAAGACAUAUCCUCACAUUUAAUCGUCCUAGAAAGGUAGUAAACGAACGAGCGGUUUUAAACGAUGAGACAUGAUCGUAAAUAAGACGCCGGUAGCGGUUAGCAUUAGCUUAGCUUCAUGAACAUCACAGCACUGUCGUGUUAGCUAGCGCUCAUAAUGCGACAUAUGACUAAUAUCACGCAACAUGCGUCUUUGACAGGGCGGAUAUAACGAUAUAGAUGUACAUAGACACAGAUGAGCCAAUUCGGGCGUUAUUUGUUUAGAUGUAAUAGCUGUUUCUAGGUAGUUGAGGUAGUGGAUUAGCUGCAGUGGUGAGGAUGGAGGCUCUUCGUGGAGGUGUGUGUUUACUAGGAUUUGCCAGUCUCACACAAGCUGCUCCAGUCUCAAAUACACACGCAGCAGAGGCUGCUGGAUAUGUGGAUUUCUCUCUGAUCAUCCCGCUGCUGUUGUCUCUGGCUGUGUCGGUGGCCCUUGUGGUACUGCUGCUCAACUGUGCUUCCUGCUGCAAAGAGCAAGAGAUCAACUUUAAGGAGUUUGAAGACCACUUUGAGGAUGAGGUUGAUUUCACACCCCCAGCAGAGGACACCCCCUCUACGCAGUCGCCUGCGGAGGUUUACACACUCGCUGUUCCACCUGUGCCCCUCCCUGGACCCCCUCACCUCCAGUUGCCCCGGAUAACAGACGUCUCAUCAGGUCCUCGCGUGGCUCGACACUCUCUCAGUUACAUUCAGGAGAUCGGGAACGGCUGGUUUGGAAAGGUUCUGCUCAGUGAGAUCUAUGUGGACCCUGGAGUCGCCCAAGCGGUUGUCAAAGAGCUGAAGGCCAACACCAGCUCCAAAGAGCAGAAUGAGUUCCUGCAGCAGGGAGACCUGUACAGGGUUCUUCAGCAUCCCAAUAUACUGCAAUGUCUUGGUCAGUGUGUGGAGGCCAUCCCUUUCCUGCUUGUUUUUGAGUAUUGUGAACUGGGGGACCUGAAGAGUUACAUUUCUCAGCAUGAAUGGCUGUACAGAAAUGGAGAACUGCUACAGCUGCAGAAAAUGGCCUGCGAGAUCGCCGCUGGGGUCACUCAUAUGCAUAAACACAACUUCCUGCACAGUGAUUUGGCUUUGAGGAACUGCUAUCUCACAACAGACCUGACUGUCAAAGUAGGAGAUUAUGGCAUUGGCCCUUCGAGUUUUAAGGAGGAUUACAUCACCACAGAGGACGACCAAUGUGUGGCACUGCGCUGGCUUGCCCCUGAGCUGAUUGGUGAGCUGCAUGGGGGUGUGAUCACAUCAGAACAGACUAAACCCAGCAAUGUUUGGGCACUGGGUGUGACAUUGUGGGAGCUGUUUGAAGGUGCAAAGCAGCCGUAUCCUCACCUGUCAGAUAGAGAAGUGCUCCACCAUGUGCUCAAGGAUCAACAAGUCAGACUUCUCAAGCCACAGUUGGACUUGCCAUACUCCGAAAGAUGGUAUGAGGUUCUACAGUUUUGUUGGCUGCCUGCAGACAAGAGGGCCACUGCUGAAGAGGUCCAUCGCCUGCUCACUUACCUCCGUAUGCAGGGUCAGAAAGAUGUGGAGGAUGACUUCGAGCAGCGCUGGAGCUCUCUCAAACCCAAUCCCACCACUCGUCAAGCCACUGUCAGUCAUUCCUCCUUCCCCAUCCUGGAGCAGUUUGAUGACGGCCGAGAACCAGACGAGGUGCUCACAGUCACCGAAACGAGUCGCGGGCUGAGUUUUGAAUAUGUGUGGGAGGCAGCCAAGCAUGACCACUAUGACAGCCACAAUCGCUCUGCAAUGGACACUACUUUGAAUUACCACAGUAUGUUCUUUCCAGUGCCACGGCAAGAUAUUCAGGCUAAUUUCCCUGACACUGUAGCGCAAGCAGAAAAUGGCAGAGUCCCGGAAACCUUGCCAGUGUUUGAUGCACAUAAAGCAUCAUCUGGAAAUGACUACUUUAUUAAGUUGGAGGAGCUAGAUGAGAGCGAUAUUGGGAUGGGGGAAAGUCAGGGUGCUGAAGGUACCAAUGCUUCAGAGCAGCAUCAGUAUGUAGUCUUACAGGAUGUCCGAUUGGAUGAAUCCAGUGCAGAUGCUGAUUUCUUCCAUCAGAGCAUUGACUCAAAAGACUCGUUCCUUCAGGACAGCCACAUAUGGUCCUCAAGUGAACAUGAGAGCCCUUACCAUACUAACAUCUUCAGUGAGGGUGAUGCAAAACUGGAAGAUUCUCAUUCAUUCACGGGAGGUUUUAUGGAGCUCCCAGAGAUGAAUGUACCGAAGAGGGAUUCUGAUGGUGGAGCCAAUGGGAAAGAGUCAAGUGACAGUUUUCAGAAGUCUUUUUUAGGGGUCGGACCAGAAGCCAUUCAUCUGGAGAUCUCUGAUCAGGAGAGCUCAGAUGUAAUGAAGCUUCUUAACACUGAGAAACUGACUGAAAACUUCUUGUUUCUUAAAGAUAACACCCUAUUGAAGGACAAGUCACAGUUUGAAUCAAAAAAUAUCCAGGAGACCAUGAGCUCCGUCACUGAGACUGAUGUCUCAGAUAGUGUAAACCUCACAGGUGAGUCUUUGAAAUCAGCCGGGAAUUCUGCACAGCUUAAGGAUGAACUCUUGGACUUAGUCAGCCCGAUUUUAGAUGAUUUUCUGUCGCCUUUGAAAGGAAACGAAACAAUGGUGCCUUUUGAUAUAUUAGUAACAGGACAAACCUGUAGCAACCACCUGCCAGACACAAAUGGCUCUUUGCGUUCCCCAAAAUCUGGGAAUUACUCCUCUUCUGAUUCUACCUCUGAGAGUGUUGAGGUCAUUGUUGACAGUCCAUCUGAUAGUCAUCAGUCCCUUGAAAGUGCCACUACAGAUACACAGCAUAUGUGCAUAGAUGCCAAACCCCCCAGCCUUGAAGAAUGCUUUGAAGCCUCAAAGGAGAAUGGGCAGUAUCGAGGAAUCAGCGAUGCAGCUGAGCUUAGCUUUACUACUUCUCCUGCUGGUGAGUGUACAGAAGGUGGCUUCACUGAAGCUCUAACAAGUAGUGACUCAAUGAGUGAUAUAAUGGAGCUGGACAAGAAAGCGGUCAACGAUAUUCCACCAUCAGAAGCCAUCGAUCAAGAUCAAGAAACUUUAUUGGACAACCUUGAAACUCAGGACAUGUCCUCACUGUUGGUUUCAGAUGUCUGUCUUGACCAAAUAAGUCAGGACAGCCUUCUUGAUGAUAGCACCUCUUCCACUCUUCCAACCAUUGAGAAUUCGGCUGAAACGCCAGAUUCAUUAGAUUCUUUGGACGUGUAUAAGGAUGUGGUGCAUGGACAGUCAUUGGAAACCCCUGUUAAUAAGCUUCAACCCCCGUACAAAGCAGCUGACAGUGGGUAUGAAACAGAAAACCUGGAGUCACCUGAGUGGAACUCUCAAACAAGCUUGAGGGAUUCCUCCGAAGAGAAGGAGAUGGGAAGUGCCGAGGAGCCUGCGGCACUGGUUCCACCAGAAAUGAUCAUUUUUGAGGUGGACACUGUACCUGAUGUUCAGGUGAAUGGUGGUAGAGUUGAUCACCAACAAGAACCUGUUGAAGUUCCCUUAGGUGGAAACUACCGAGACUCUGCUUACUUCUCAGACAAUGAGGAACUAGAUAAGAAGAGUGAUGACAUCAGUGGAAGCGGCCCUGGAGAUGCUUCAUUUUGGCUCCAGAGUAAUCGAGAAGCUGACGAAAGUCAAGGAACCGAAGCUGUUGAGGAGCAUUCGGUGUCCGAGACUUCCCCAGAAUCUGGUGAUGUCCAGGCUGUUCUUCCUGAGUUGGUUCUAACCACUGAGGAAGAUUGGAGCCAGGAAAAACCAUUGACUGUUGAUGACUCAGACCAAACUCAUCCCCAUGCAGCCCCGGAACAUGCAGCAAAAUCCACUACCUCCAUGCAGCCCUCAACAGACGUCAUGGUCCAUGCAAAACUAACAAGAACGUAUGCUGGGGAGGUAACUAAGAAGAAGAAGCCAGAUAUGGAGGGGAGAUACUUAGGCAAGCUUGAUGGAUCUUCACUGGAAUACGGCACCGAGGAUGGGAUGGAUGCUGAUGAAGAAGAUGAGAACAGUGAUGAGUCAGAUGAGGAUAUGCGUGCCUACCGAUUACACAGCUCUAGCUCUGAGUGCAGUGAGGAUGAUGUUAUGCACCCAGUACCUGUUAUCAUCUCAGACGACAGCAGCUCCCUCAACCUCAAAGGCCUGCUGAAACCCAAAUCCCUUCAGACUGCUAAAGCAACAUUAGAAGAGGGCAGCAAUGGAGAUAAUAGACGCGGAGUGUCAUUCUUUGAUGAUGUCACCGUCUACCUUUUUGACCAGGAAACCCCAACAAAGGAACUUGGUGAGCAUACUCUUGACCCCAGUAGUCAAUUGUCUGAUUUCAGCAGUCCAGUGGCCUCCUCCAGCUACCUUAAUAGAUUUACCAACUCUGAGAGCUCCACCGAUGAAGAAGGUGGUGCAUUUGAGUGGGAUGAUGACUUCUCAUCUCCAGGGCCCAAUUUCCUUUCAAAGGCAGCCAGUGAUCAUUCUGCCAGUAGGCCCGGUGGGACUUCAGCAGCUUCUAAGUAUUUCUCACCACCCCCUGCGAACCGCACCCUGGAGCAGAGCUGGAACAGUCCCUCCAACUACUCGCGCUUCUCCAUCUCCCCAGCCAGCAUCGCCAGCUUCUCCCUCACCCACCUCACAGACUCCGACAUUGAGCAAGGGGGAAGCGGUGAAGAUGGAGAGAAAGAUUAACCAAUCUGUCAGACUCAUAAAUAUUGGAGAUAUGUCAUGGAUGUCUUUGAUUUGAAGGCUUUGAUUGCUUCUCAGGCAGCAUUGGUAUUUAUUUGAGGAUAUGAAGGGGACUGCAGAGACUGAGCUGAUGUCUGGAUUUCCAUGAACUAUGAUUUGCUAUGUUUUUCAUCAGUGCAAUUUGGAGGAACCUUGCUUCACAUAUGCUUUAGAAACUUCCACGCGCUUCCUAAGUGCCAUGCCUCACUUGUUUUCUUUUGCUAAAAUGCAUUUCUUCAUUGUGUCCACAUUUUACGCCAGAAGGAUGAAGCUGAAGUUUAUCACUCAACACUAAUGAGCCAAUAGACUCGAACUCAGUUGUGCAAUUGAAAUCGUAUAAUACUUGCCUUUUAUUUUAACACACUGGAUUUUAUUAGAUUUUUUUUUAAUGUGAAAUCUAGUGUGACGAGCUUAUUUAUAUGAUCGUGAAAUGGAUUAGAUGUCCAAUAGAAGCAACAUGGGUCUCCACAGAUAUUUUUGUACAGUGUUUGGACUACUCGUUGAUAACAACCAUCCACUUUCUCCCAAGCAACAACUCGCAUAGUUCCAGUGACGUGAUGUUUUGUAUUAAAAGAUGUAGAAGUCAGGAUAUGGGCAGCUGAAGGGUUUUGGACAUGAGACGCUAGUAACCAGUGCCUCACAGCCCCUCUCCUCCCACAUUGUGCUGUGCAAGUUUUUUUCAUUCAGUACAAAGGGGAUCUAGAACAUAUCCAGGUCAUAUUUCACCCCAAAAUCAAAAGAAACAACAACUUCUUUAAAGAAAAUGAAGCCUAUUUUUAGAAUCACAAUCAAGUUUUUUUUCAUAGUGGCAUUAUUUUCAAGACAGUUGUGCAUAUUUUCCCCCACAAAUUCUUAUUACUGUAAUGUGAAAACGAGUGAUAUCUUAUUUAAAUUGUAAAGUGUUUGUAUUAUAAUGGUAGUUUUUGUUUCACUGAAUUGAAAUAUGAAUGAUAGAAUUGUGGUAAUGAUAUUAACAUUGAUAUUUUGCUAAAUAUAAAAUUUUUUCUCUCUAGAUUUUGGAUUGAAAUGUGAUCCAGACACUUUUUGUGAGAUUCAUCAUCAUUGUUGGCGGUAAAUUGAACGACAUGUUCAGCAAGUAAUUAUGAAAGCUCUGGCGGUCAUAGAGACUAGCUAGCAACUAGCAGAUCUUCCAAAGGCAAUGGCUGCUUGUAGCAUUGAGUAGGAAAACUAUUCAAAGGAAAAACAAAAGAACCUCUUUAAGUUUCUGAUUCCCUUGUGUUAACAUGAAAGAGCAGCUUGUAAACACUCAAGGGAUGGGAAAUGAAAUUUUUUUUUCCUUCAUUUUUUUGGUGCACAUGUAUUAUUCAUUGGACCUGAAAGGUAAUCGUCAUAGGUUGUAUGAAUCAUUUAUAUUUGCCUGUCUUGCUGCUCAUGACGCUUUUUUCUUUGGGUUGACAGUAACAGAUAAACUAAUGUAUAUAGUAGAAAUCAAAUCGAGGUGAUACUUCACAAUCAGAACGUUCAACAUCAUUGGAUAUUUCCUUUGUUCCGUCUGGAAGAAUGUUGAUUUUGGUAUGAUGUUGCAUAAUUGGGGGAGAGAUUAUUUGGAGAGGUUAUCGCUGGAAUAAUCGGGUGCAUAGCUUCUACAUCCCCUUGUAAUUCAGUACAGUGAUCUCUAUGUUUUAGACCUGUUGAAUAUCUGUAUUACCAGCACUUGAUUUCAGUUCAACUUGACAUUUUAUGAAAGGAAAUUCUUUGGUUUUAUUCUACAGUAUACUUUGCUUAAUCUUGCACAUCUUUAAAGUGUAACUUCAUGUUGUUCUCCUGUAUAUAAUCGUUUCAUUUUGUCUGAAUUGGGAACGAUGCGAGUAGGUACGAGGACUGAUUUUGUAAUUUAAAGCUAAAAUGUGACGUCACGGGUGAGAAGUGAUCGAAAAAGACAAAUUAUUGAUGAAAUAAAUGGGGAAUUUAUGCAGGUCAUCAUGUCCUUAUAACUUGUACAUUUUAAAAAAUGGUGAUAUUUUUACUUCAUAUUGAUGAUGAUCAUGCCUAGUGUCAUUGAAGGAAUGGUUUAUAAAAUUAAGUGCUCCGUUUAUUAUGGAAUUAAAUGACAAUGAACUUCUAUGUCUUGUUUUAAUUCU